Messenger RNA from Cooperia oncophora, 915 nucleotides. The record is from the annotation of a GenBank genome assembly. NCBI's taxonomy places the organism in Eukaryota, Metazoa, Nematoda, Chromadorea, Rhabditida, Trichostrongylidae.
GGAACACAGAACGACGCCCCACAGCAUAACAAUAUCUAUGAACUCACCACUGAAGCCGUUAAUAGACCAAUCGCUGCUAUCCUUAUCAGUGCUGGUGUUAAUUGUGAGGUGGCGAUUUGCAUAUCUAUCCACAUCAUCCGUGAGCCAUGGCUCAACGUGACUAACCCUGAACAAAAGCUGAAAAUUGUACAGGAAGUGCAACGACGGGGUGAAACGGUGGCCGUCACAGGUGGAGGCGUCAACGAUGCACCGGCUCUUGCACACGCAAAUAUCGGCAUUGCCAUGGGUUUGUGCGGCAGCGAUAUUGCUCGUCAAACAGCCGACAUUGUUCUGUUGGAUGACAACUUUGCGUCGAUUGUGAUGGGAAUUGAAGAGGGGCGACUCCUUUUCGAUAAUCUUAGGCUUUCUCUGGCGUACACAUUUGCUCAUCUAUGGCCGGAAAUCUUUCCUAUCAUGCUCACGUUUAUACUUGGAUUACCACAAGGAUUGUCGCCAAUGCAGAUUCUCUCCAUCGAUCUGGCGUCUGAAAUGCCACCGGCUGUGUCACUUGCCUACGAGCAACCAGAACAGGACAUCAUGCUGACUCGUCCACGGAGUAGGAAAACUCGUCUUCUUUCGAAAGGGCUUCUCGUCUACGCGUAUCUUUUUGCCGGUACUGGUAUCACCAUCGGCUGCAUUGCCGCAUAUUUGAGUGUUUACUGGUAUCACAAUAUCACAUUUUCGGACCUAUUGUUCACUGCCGAACAUCACUGGAAAAUCGGUGCCGUUAAUUUCACUACCGCGGACGGUGUAGUCUACGAUGAACAUCAGCAGCUGUUCAUAAAAGGACAAGCGGCUGGUGCUUGGCAGGUGGUGCUCGUCAUGUCGCAGAAACGCGACGAAUGGCCCCAUUUGAAUGAGCUUGGCGAAUGGUAA